AUGUUGAUGUCUUUCUCGAAAAGUGAUGUUCCGGACGUCUACGUUGUCACAGGCAGCAACACUGGUAUGGGUAAGCUGGUAGCAUCCCUCCUGUACUCGAAGAAUGCGCGGGUCUACGUCGCCGCCCGGUCCGAGGAGCGCGCCAACAAGGCCAUCGACGACAUAAAGAAAGCCUACCCAUCCUCCAAAGGCUCCCUAGCCUUCAUGAAACUCGGCCUGUCCGACCUAAGUUUAGUCAAGGCCUCGGCCAACUUCUUCCUCUCCCGCGAGUCCAAACUCAACGGCCUGUUCAACAAUGCUGGAGCCAUGUACGUCGACACCAAGGGCCCGCAAGACACAGUCCAAGGCUUUGAAAUGAACCUCGGUGUCAAUGUCAUCGGUCCGUUCCUCCUCACCAAGGUUCUGAUGCCCGCUCUCGCUGCCGCGGUCCCUUCCGAGCCCGAAGGCUCCGUCCGCGUGGUGUGGCUUUGCUCCCUCGGCACCGAGUUGAUAGGCGAGAGAUCGCGGGGCAUGACGGCCAACCGAGACAUGGCGGCCUACAAGAGAUACUCCCACAUGGAUCGGUAUGCGCUGAGCAAAGCUGCCAACUGGCUCCACGCGGCCGAGUACGCGCGCCGAAUUCGAAGCGCUGGCGUCGUCAGCGUCCCUCUGAACCCCGGAAACAACAGCACGGAGCUCGCGCGCCAGCACCCUGCCCUGGUCCAAUUCUUCCUGCGCCGUAUCGUGUACCCGCCUGUAUACGGAGCGUAUACGCAGCUCUAUGCUGCAUUCUCGAAGGAUAUCGGCUUGGCCAACAGCGGGAUAUGGGUUGCUCCGUUCGGCCGGCUCCUCCCGAUCCGUGGAGAUUUGCUCGAUGCUACAAAGUCAAAGGCAGAAGGCGGGAAUGGACACGCAGCGGAGUUCUGGGAUUGGACAGAGGAGCAGGUCAAGGCAUUCAACUGA
This is a messenger RNA of Thyridium curvatum, 942 nucleotides long. RefSeq lists its product as uncharacterized. Lineage: Eukaryota; Fungi; Ascomycota; Sordariomycetes; Thyridiales; Thyridiaceae. The record is from RefSeq and is a predicted model, not a curated record. The transcript has 4 exons. Bases 1 to 942 code for a protein of 313 amino acids.